CCAAAUCUACAGAUUGCUUUCGCAAUUAAAUCUGGUACUAAUAGGUUUCGCCUUCCAAGUUCCAAUAGAGAGCGAUGGCGUGGAUGACCCCAGAUCCGUGGAUAAGCCUCCUCGAGGAGGAGGAGGAGGCGUGCGUGAGCGUGAACAAGCGCCCCAAGGGGGAGGAUACAGUGACGAGCGACGGCGAGGGCGAGGCGGCGUGCGCGAACAAGCGACUCAAGGUGGAGGCCACAGUGACGAGCGACGGCGCCGUGGUGCGCCAGCGCCAUGAGGCCGCUGUGGCGGCGAGGGGCUAUGGCGACAGGAUGCCCCUCGUGCCGCAGCCCUUUUUGCGAGUCAGGCAGAUUACCGAGAUGCCGGACCGAUACCGGUUCCUCGAUCGCUUCACCGAUGAGCAGCUCGCCACCAUGCCCGAGAGCCUCCACGCAACUUUGGUGAGAAUUGAGGGGGGCUUCAAGAAGAGUUGGGUUGAAUCUGAGCUCAGGCGCAUGGAGAUGUACAAAAACGUAAUUUGAGAUUUGAGAUCGUAGGUGGCAAAGCAGAGAUCAAGCAGUAGCAUGGAAUUAAUCCAUUUGUGAUCCUCGUAUUGCGGUAUCUUGCUCUGCAGUAUAUAUUGCAAAAUAUAUUUUGUGAAGGUGCACACUUUUGAUUAAGCAAAAAAAUUUGUUUAACCUUAAAUCCUGCUAAGGUGGCUCAAGGUUAUAUAAAAAUAAUGGUUUGAGUUGUCUUUUUAGCACAUUAGAAACUAUACUCCCUCCAUUCCAUAAUAUAAGGCACAACCACUUUUCU
Oryza sativa Japonica Group (Japanese rice) is the source of this 789-nucleotide messenger RNA. The record is from RefSeq and is a predicted model, not a curated record. NCBI's taxonomy places the organism in Eukaryota, Viridiplantae, Streptophyta, Magnoliopsida, Poales, Poaceae.